Diachasma alloeum is the source of this 1788-nucleotide messenger RNA. RefSeq names its product cAMP-dependent protein kinase type I regulatory subunit (gene Pka-R1). Gene Ontology annotation, cellular component: cAMP-dependent protein kinase complex. The transcript has 5 exons. The record is from RefSeq and is a predicted model, not a curated record. Gene Ontology annotation, molecular function: cAMP-dependent protein kinase regulator activity. NCBI's taxonomy places the organism in Eukaryota, Metazoa, Arthropoda, Insecta, Hymenoptera, Braconidae. Bases 427 to 1545 code for a protein of 372 amino acids. Gene Ontology annotation, biological process: regulation of protein phosphorylation.
UGGACACUUCACCCAUAAUUCUCCGCCAAUUGGCCGACCCCCCAAAGUAACCAGAAAUUACCUCUGCGUACGUAAUGUGUGUACACACCUCAGUAACCUCUCGCUGAGCCCCAAGUGUAUUGUCUCGACAAGGAGAUUUGUGUCGAAAUAGAAAGAAAAAAAAGAAAACAUUGAAGACAGGGGCCCAAGGCUCGCGCGACCGUAAAACGGAAUGAUGUGCCUGUCUAAAGCUCAUGUGUCUUCGAUGUUGAGGUGAAUGAGACUUCCGGAGUGCGCAAAAAGGUCGGAAAAAUAUUCAACAAAUCGUCAAUUAAGUAAUCGGGCGAACAAGUCAAUUCGAGACUCGAUUUUCCCCGGAUGUCAUUGAAGUGAAGUGAUCAGUGGUGAUAAUUGAAGUGGCAUAAUCUUGGUGUAGUAAUUGUAGUAAUGGCGACCAAUCUAGAGGAGGAGCAGAGUUUACGGGAGUGCGAGGAGUACGUACAGAGGCACAAUAUCCAGCAGGUACUCAAGGAUUGUAUUGUACAAUUGUGCGUUGGUAGACCACAGAAUCCAAUCUCAUUUCUGCGUGAAUAUUUUCAAAAACUAGAGAGGGAGCAGGCGCAAGAUGCUAAACAACAGAUUGCAAACAGUCCUGAGGACAUUGAGGACAUGCCGGGGGGUCCGCAGGGGCCGCAGGUGCCACGACGACGUGGGGGCAUCUCUGCGGAACCUGUGUCCGAGGAGGAUGCCACUAGUUAUGUCAAAAAGGUCGUCCCCAAGGAUUACAAGACCAUGGCUGCGCUGAGCAAGGCCAUUGCCAAGAAUGUGCUCUUUGCGCAUCUCGAUGAGAAUGAGAGAUCUGAUAUUUUUGACGCUAUGUUUCCGGUUACUUUUCUACCUGGUGAACCUAUCAUUCGUCAAGGGGACGAGGGGGACAACUUCUACGUUAUUGAUCAGGGCGAAGUAGAGAUAUUUGUCAAUGGUGAACUAGUAACAACGAUAGGCGAGGGCGGAAGUUUCGGUGAAUUGGCUUUGAUUUAUGGCACCCCACGUGCAGCAACAGUCAGAGCAAAGACGGACGUUAAAUUAUGGGGAAUCGAUCGUGAUUCCUAUCGUCGUAUUCUCAUGGGCUCGACCAUAAGGAAGAGAAAAAUGUACGAGGAGUUCUUAUCGAGGGUCUCCAUUCUCGAAUCGCUGGAUAAGUGGGAACGUCUAACCGUUGCCGAUGCCCUUGAACCUGUGGUAUUUGAGGAUGGUGAAACUAUAGUGAGACAGGGUGAGCCUGGCGAGGAUUUCUACAUUAUUGUCGAGGGUACUGCUGUUGUUUUGCAGCAGAGGAGUGAGGGGGAGGAUCCUACGGAAGUCGGGAGACUUGGGCCCUCUGAUUACUUUGGUGAAAUAGCUCUCCUCCUGGACAGGCCGAGGGCGGCAACAGUGAUAGCCCGCGGUCCCCUAAAAUGCGUUAAACUCGAUAGAGCACGUUUCGAGCGGGUCUUGGGGCUGUGCGCAGACAUCCUAAAACGAAACAUCACCCAGUACAACAGUUUCGUCUCCUUGUCAGUGUAAACCCCCCUCCACCGCCAACUGUGACCCUGUCUUUCGUGUAAAAAAGAAGCCACAAGGGAUUCAAAACCGGUACACAUCUCAUUGUUAUAAUUUUAUUAUUUUAUUAAUCUCAUAAUUUAUCAAAUAACCAAUGGUUAAAUUCAUACUGUAUCGUUGGACACUGUAAUAAAUAUAAUUCUAGUGAACGAUCCAGUCAAAAAUUCAAAACUCAAAUUCUAUAAAAGAAAUUUAUAAAUUAAAGAA